Molecule: messenger RNA, 504 nt
Organism: Orycteropus afer afer
Lineage: Eukaryota; Metazoa; Chordata; Mammalia; Tubulidentata; Orycteropodidae
Gene: WFDC5
Product: WAP four-disulfide core domain 5
Exons: 4
Coding region: 1-504 (167 amino acids)
Biological process (GO): innate immune response; antibacterial humoral response
Cellular component (GO): extracellular region
Molecular function (GO): peptidase inhibitor activity
Source: RefSeq, a predicted model, not a curated record
AUGAGAGCCCAGCGCCUCCUCCUCCUGGUGGCCCUCCUGGUUUUGGGGAGCCAGCUGCCUGCUGCCUGGGGCCGGAGGAAGGCAGAGAAAUGGGGGGGCUGUCCGCCGGACGAUGGGCCCUGCCUCCUAUCAGUGCCUGACCAGUGCGUGAAUGACAGCCAGUGUCCCACCCACAAGAAGUGCUGCUACCGAGCUUGCUUCCGCCAGUGCCUCCCCAGGGUCUUGGUGAAGCAGGGCAGCUGCCCCGAGGUCCACCUGCGCUGCCUGAGCCCCACACAGCACCUGUGCCACAAGGACUCGGACUGCUCAGGCCACAAGCGGUGCUGCCAGGGCGCCUGCGGGCGGGACUGCCGAGACCCUGCCAGAGGAAUUGGUGGCUGUGCUCCAGACGAUGGACCCUGCCUAUCAGUGCCCAACCAGUGCGUGGAUGACAGCCAGUGUCCCUUCCGCAAGAAGUGCUGCUACAAGCUUGCUUCCACCAGUGCCUCUCCAAGUCUCGGGUAA